AUGAAUACCGGAAUCCAUCCUAAUUUUCCACAACAAUAUAUGAUGCCACCCAACUUUGGCAUGCAAUACCUGUAUAACCAUCCUUAUAUGUCUUAUGGCUAUCCACCUAUCUCUGUAAAUAACUUUCAUGUCGCUCAUACCAACUAUCCAAACAGUGAACAACCAAAUGAUCUAAACACACUCCGUUUCAGUAGUGGUUCAACUAAUAUUCCUACACAAAUAUCUUUAGGGGAUGUUGAUGGAAAUACCCUAACCACUUUUUUUUCUCCAACCCAACAAUCAACCCGAAAAUCAUACAAUCCUUGGAGCACGGAGGACAACAAAGCUUUACUAAAUGGUUAUUUCUAUUUUAGUAAUGAUAGUGAAUUGGGGAGGAACCAAAAGGGCGACACUUUCUGGGAAUGCAGAACUAAGUAUAGUGGUUGGUCCGAUGAUAACUACGUGGAAAAGGCUUUAGAGUAUUACCGCGAUAAUGAAAAGCAAAGGUUUUCCAUGUUGGAAGAGUGGAAGAUGUGGAUCAAAGAGAAAAUUGGAGGUGAUGAAGUUAAAUCCUCAGCUCCAUCCAUCGUACGUCCAGAAGGUAGGGACACAACAAAGAAGAAAGCUAGAAAAGCAUCAACUUCGAGAAAAUCAAAGGCUAAAAUUGAUGAGAAGUUAUCUAAUGUAGCUUCUACUCUUGAAAACUUUAAAGAAAGGAGGGCUAGUACUGCUUUGGCUAUGUUGGAAUAUGCUCGUGUUAAGAAGAUGGAGAUGUUGAUGUCCUUGAAGAUUAAAGAAGAGCGUGAUGUUGUGGACGAGAAUACUUAUCAGAUGUUACUGAGGGAAUUGUUCCCAAACUAA
This is a messenger RNA of Impatiens glandulifera, 840 nucleotides long. RefSeq lists its product as uncharacterized. Bases 1 to 840 code for a protein of 279 amino acids. The transcript has 3 exons. The record is from RefSeq and is a predicted model, not a curated record. NCBI's taxonomy places the organism in Eukaryota, Viridiplantae, Streptophyta, Magnoliopsida, Ericales, Balsaminaceae.